GGUCCGGUCCCCUCGUCCUCGGUGAACUAUUCCCCACUGUCACUACUGGGCACCACUCUCACGCAGCGGGAGGCGCGUGUCGUGAGCACACGUGUGGUUGUUUGCGUGCGCCAUGGCGAACCAGGACGUGGUGCUCCGCCCGGACAUGGACGGCAUAGCGGCGGCCGCGGCCAUGCCGGGCUCCUCCAACCGCGCGAUCUUCGCGUGCCGCGGCGCCGCGUCGACCUCCCUGCGGCGCCGCUCCGCCGUCGACGACGAGUUCCGCGCCGGGUCACCCUGCGCCACAAGCUGGGUCUUCCAGGCCAUGCGGGCGUCUUCCCCGCCUCGCUCCCCAGCCGUCGACGAGUACGCCGCGUGGACUAGGAAGCACCCGUCGGCUCUGGCUAGCUUCGAGCAGAUCGCGGCCGCCGCCAAGGGGAAGCAGGUGGUCGUGUUCCUGGACUACGACGGCACGCUCUCGCCCAUCGUCGCCGACCCCGACACAGCGUUCAUCAGCGGCGAGAUGCGGGAGGCGGUGCGCGGCGUUGCGCAGCACUUCCCGGCGGCGAUCGUCACCGGCCGGUGCGUGGAGAAGGUGUGCAACUUCGUGGGCCUCUCGGAGCUCUACUACGCGGGCAGCCACGGCAUGGACAUCAAGGGCCCAGGCUCCAACGCGGAGGAGGUGCUCCUGCAACCUGCUCGCGAGUUCCUCCCGGUCAUCGCCGAGGUCUACGAGGCUCUGGUGGAGAAGACCAAGACCACGCCGGGGGCCAGGGUGGAGAACAACAAGUUCUGCCUGUCCGUGCACUUCCGAUGCGUAGAUGAAAAGAGAUGGAGUCCAUUGGCCGAGCAAGUCAAGGAGGUGCUCCGGGACUACCCCGAUCUCAGGCUCAACGAAGGCAGAAAGGUCCUGGAGAUCCGGCCGUCCAUCAUGUGGGACAAGGGCAAGGCCGUGGAGUUCUUGCUCCAAUCUCUGGGAUUCGACGGACGCAGCGACGUCCUGCCGCUGUACCUCGGGGACGACCGCACUGACGAGGAUGCUUUCAAGAUGCUGAGAAAGAGAGGUCAUGGCCUGGGCAUCCUUGUCUCCAAGUGCCCUAGGGAGACCGACGCCUCCUACUCUCUUCAGGACCCCACUGAGGUUAUGGAGUUCCUUCACCGCUUGGUGCAGUGGAAGCGCCGGCGAUCAUCAUCGUCGUCAUCGUCAGCGAUGCGCGCAAGAGUGUAGCACAGUCACAGACUGCCACAUCAGCGGCUGCUGCUGGCACUGAUUUAUCAAGAAGCUUCAGCAUGUUCAAUUAAGUAGUUUGUUAGCUAAUUUGGUUAUAUCGUAUUCCAUGCAUGUAAUAACCCUCGCCUAUAUCUAGUUCCCGCUUUUAGUUUACCUUUGUUGCAUGGGUUUGGGAGGCACUGCAUCUGCAAGUUAAGCUGCCCCUCACCAAUUUUUUCUUUCUUUUUUUUUCUUUCAGUGGGUACAUUCCCCUGUAUGACUCAUCAGUCCUGGCCAUACCAGUAAAAUGUAACAUAUGUAAGAAUCUUAAUGGCCAGAUUAAUCACCUUGUUUACUUAAAGUGCUCCAUAAAAAAGAACUGAAGAUCAAAUGCUA
Messenger RNA from Triticum aestivum (bread wheat), 1585 nucleotides. RefSeq names its product probable trehalose-phosphate phosphatase 8. Lineage: Eukaryota; Viridiplantae; Streptophyta; Magnoliopsida; Poales; Poaceae. The record is from RefSeq and is a predicted model, not a curated record. The transcript has 10 exons. Gene Ontology annotation, biological process: trehalose biosynthetic process. Gene Ontology annotation, molecular function: trehalose-phosphatase activity. Bases 113 to 1207 code for a protein of 364 amino acids.